AUGUCGAAAGAUCCAUCUCUAUGGUAUAGAGAUAAGGAUAAGCUACGAAUUGGUGAAAUUAAUAGAUAUAUCUUACAAUACAAAAGACAUAUUGGAUCUAAAAUAUCAAAAAUAUACUUUAGAUUGAAGAAUAUUGAAAAUAGUGGAAUUAGGGCAAUUCAUUUGUUGAGUGGACCAUUCAUUUUGUACUGUCAUGUUGUACCUUGCAAUUAUAAUCCUAAGAAGAAAUUUGAACCUGAUAAUGUGAAUGAAAAUCCAGAAUUAGUGUUUGAAAAUCAAAUUAAACCUAAUCAAUCUUUUAAUGUGGAGUUAAUAUUGAAUGAUAAUUCGUUACUUGAAACUGUAAUAGAAAAUGAUAUGGAAGCUCAAAUAUUUCAAUGGGAAAUUGAUGUGGUGUCUCAAAUAGUUGUUACGAAAAAGACGGAAGUAGAUUAUGAUUUCUUGAUUGGUGAUGAUCCAAAAGUGUUGAAGCAAUUAGGAUACAACAAAAUUCAAAGAACCUUGACUAGUAUUGGCAUGAGUGAUGAAGAAGAAAAAUCGAUAGAAAAAGACUUGGAAUUGGAGGGAAUGCUCAAGAAAUCAUUCAAUCCCCUGCUAUCGGUAACAAAAUUAAGCACUAAUGACAUCUGGAGUAGAUCACCACCAAAUCCAAAAGAACCUGUGCAUUUAAUAAUUUUAACACAUGGGAUAUUUUCUAAUUUAACUGCUGACAUGUUGUUUUUGAAAGAAGAAUUAGAAUCAAAAGUCAACGAAAAUAUAAUGAUUAGAGGUUUUCGAUAUAAUGCAGGGAGAACAGAGAAGGGAGUAAAGAAAUUGGGAAGAAAUGUUGGAAAUUACAUUGUGAAAGUUUUAGAGAAGGAGCCUUAUAAAUUUGAUAAAAUAUCCUUCAUUGCUCACUCUCUAGGUGGAAUAGUUCAAUUAUACGCCAUCAAGUAUAUUUUGCUGAUAAAAGGUUCCGAUUAUUUUGAUAGAAUUAAUAUAAAACCAAUCAAUUUAAUAUCAUUGGCAAGUCCAUUCUUAGGUAUAUUGAAUGAAUUAAAUUUCAUCUUAUCUUGGUUCUUAGAUAUUGGGACAUUGGGUAAAACUGGACGAGAUUUGACAUUACUGAGAAGGCUACCGAGUUGGAAAGACGUUGAGUUAAAAGAUCAUCAUACCAGAGAUAGUUUUAAACCAGUUUUAGAAACUUUGCCAGAUGACCCUUUGCAAUCAUUCCUAGGAAAAUUUGAAAAAUUGACCGUUUAUGCAAAUGCCAUUAAUGACGGAAUUGUUCCUUUAAGAACGGCAGCACUACUAUAUUUAGACUAUGAGGCAUUGGGUGAUGUAAAUCAAUUGAAAAAAACAAAUCAUAUACUGGAUCAUCCCAAUUUAGAAGAUGAGAAUCAUGAGGUAGAAAGCAAUGAAAGUGAAGAAGAUGUUGAUGAAGUUCCUGAACAACCAGACGAUAUAAACUCCCAUGGAAAUCCAGAUGACAAUCUGGGUAAUUUAGAAACCGUUAAAAAAGAUGAAGGAAAAGUUCAACAUGACAAGCGGGAAAAACAAAAUCAUCGUUUAACUUUUACAAAAGACAAAUAUAAUCAGUUUCGAAAUUUAAGUUUACCUGCAAGAGCUAAGAUGAGUAAAAGACAAAAGAAAUAUAAACAUUUUUCCAUUAAAGGGUCUGAUACUAAUGAUUCUGGUAAUCUUAGUUUGAAAAAUGGAAAUGGUGUGCAAAAUAAUAAUAAUAAUAAUAAUGAAGAAGAAAUUGAUGCUAGUCAUGAGACCAACUCGAUAAAUACUGCAAAAUCAAAUUCGUCAGAGGAAUCUGUUGAAAUAACAGUUCCUCCUAGAGCUUCAGCUAUAGAAUCUGCUAUAAAUACUUUAAUUUGUCCAAUACCAUCUUCUGAAUAUAUAAUGAAUCCUAAUUCUAGACAACCAGUUAUUUUUCAUGAUAAAUAUUAUCAUUUUGAUAAAUCAGAAGUAUCAAAAAUUGAUUCAAAAGUAAAUUCAAAUGAAUCUAAAAAUCAUUGGUUUAAAAGUUUUAAAAUUUUUCAAAAAUAUUCAGGAAAUUGGAAAUUAUAUAGACAAGUAUUAAUUGCAAAUAAAUAUCAUACAAAUAAAUUAUAUUGGAGAAAAGUUUUAGUUAAUUUACCACCAGAUGCUCAUAAUAAUAUUAUCGUUAGAAGAAGAUUUUCAAAUGGUUAUGGUUGGGGUGUUGUAAACCAUCUUUGUGAAAAUUUGUUUGAUACUAAAGUACUGAAUUCAAAUAAUAAUCAAGUGAAUUAUCAAAAUAUGGAGAAAAAUGAAUAUGGUCAUUUGAAUAAUAACAACAUGAGAGAAGAGGAAUCUAAUGAUGACAUCAAUCCUGGUGAUUUGAAAGCUAAAAUUUAA
Molecule: messenger RNA, 2367 nt
Organism: Lodderomyces pseudojiufengensis
Lineage: Eukaryota; Fungi; Ascomycota; Pichiomycetes; Serinales; Debaryomycetaceae
Exons: 1
Coding region: 1-2367 (788 amino acids)
Molecular function (GO): monoacylglycerol lipase activity
Source: RefSeq, a predicted model, not a curated record